Lolium rigidum is the source of this 1101-nucleotide messenger RNA. RefSeq names its product probable aspartic proteinase GIP2. Gene Ontology annotation, molecular function: aspartic-type endopeptidase activity. The coding region runs from base 1 to 1101 and encodes 366 amino acids. Gene Ontology annotation, biological process: proteolysis. The record is from RefSeq and is a predicted model, not a curated record. Lineage: Eukaryota; Viridiplantae; Streptophyta; Magnoliopsida; Poales; Poaceae. The transcript is spliced from 2 exons.
AUGCUCCUCCUCCUGCUGUCGACGUGCUCCUGCCGCGCGGCGAGCAGCAGCGGCAAGAACCCGACCGCCGUGGUGCUGCCGGUGCGCAAGGACAGCGCGACGCUGCAGUACCUGACCAGCUUCCGGCAGCGCACGCCGCAGACGCCCGUGACGGCGGUGCUCGACCUGGGCGGCGCCACGCUCUGGGUGGACUGCGACCCCGGGUCGUACGCGUCCUCCUCCUACGCCCGCGUGCCGUGCGCGUCCAAGCCGUGCCGCCUGGCCCGCACGGCCGCCUGCGCCACCAGCUGCGUCGGCGCGCCGUCGCCCGGGUGCCUCAACGACACCUGCGGCGGGUUUCCCGAGAACACCGUCACGCGCGUCGCCACCGGCGGCAACCUCAUCACCGACGUGCUCUCGCUGCCCACCACCUUCCGCCCGACGCCGGGGCCGCUCGCCGCCGCGCCGGCGUUCCUGUUCGCCUGCGGCGCCAAGUUCCUCACCGAGGGCCUCGCGUCGGGCGCCGCCGGCAUGGCGUCGCUCAGCCGCGCCCGCUUCGCGCUCCCGACGCAGCUCGCCGCCACGUUCCGCUUCACGCCCAGAUUCGCGCUCUGCCUCCCCUCGACCACCUCGGCCGGGGUCGUCGUCUUCGGGGACGCGCCCUACGCGUUCCAGCCCGGGGUGGACCUCUCCGCCGGCUCGCUCCUCUACACGCCGCUCCUCGUCAACAACGUGAGCACCGCGGGGGUCUCCGGCAAGGGGGACAAGUCGACCGAGUACUUCAUCGGCGUGACGGCCAUCAAGGUGAACGGCCGCGUCGUGCCGCUCAACGCCACGCUCCUGGGAAUCGACAAGCAGGGCGUGGGAGGCACCAAGCUGAGCACGGCGCCCUAUACCGUGCUGGAGAGCUCCAUCCACAAGGCCGUCACCGACGCGUUCGCGGCGGAGACGGCCAUGAUCCCUCGCGUGGCCGCCGUAGCGCCGUUCAGGCUCUGCUACGACGGGAGCAAGGUCAGACGGAGGGAGUAUUACAAGCAAGUCCUGGCCAAGCAGCAGGGCGCCACCGGCGACAUCCGCUCCCGCGACAUCAGAAGCGGCAUGGACGCCACCAAGAAGCCGUGA